AAGACCCGGAGUAUAAAGACACAAAAUGCUGGUGCCCCGCUGAUUCAUGACCAUCGAUGAACACCUAAAAGGAGAAAACAGUUUUUAUAAAUGACCUGUAUCCCAAUAAUAAUUAACCGAUCAGAACUCGAGAAGUGAUUGAAUAAGAGGAAUUUUCACAUCUUCAUAUGACAAGAGUUGUAAAAUCAUGGCAUGAAUAUGUUUAUUAUGUCCAAAGUUGGUGCGCUGAAGACUUCAUGAUCUACUUGGAGCGAUGAGUUUCGAUACCUUUCGACUGGAUGGCUUGCCGACCUAUUAUAACCCGAACCAAACACCUGUCACCGAAGACGUUCUCGUUGUUGGAUUCAUAUUUGCUUUCGUCAUCAUCGCCUUCUCUUUCUUUAUUCUCAUUCCAGGGAUUAGAGGCUGGCAGCGACUAUUCUUCUUUUGCCGGGUAACAAUAAGCCUCUUUAUUGGUGCGUCUCUAAUGCUAUCGAAUUUCGGCCAAUCUUGGGAAAUCUCAUUUAUUAGUAAUGUCACAACGGCUUAUCGAGCUGGCAGGUCAGGAGAUAUGCAAGCAGAUAUCGGGGUUAAUAUUGGAUUGCGAACGGUCAAUAUCACUCUCAAAGGAGUACCUGAAUUCCAAGAUGGUGAUUCGCCAGCCGCAGGAGAGAGAGUGAACUACAAUGAACGGUUUCACCUCGCUGGAUCGCAAGGGAGAAACGGAUUCGGAAGAUAUGCUGGACGAAUAAAUCGUGAUUUUCGUGAAGCCCAGUAUCGAGGGUUGCCGUAUCCCAUUCUCUGGAUUGCCGAAUAUUUCGUCUUGGAUGGUGAAGACAUCAGAUGGGGGCGCUCUUACCGACUGGCUGGAUUCUAUGCUGCCCUCUUAAUCUGGUUAUCAUUUCCAUUAUGGCUACUUACCAAUAUUCUCCUGACGAUGGGUACCCUAUCAGAAGGAUUUUCAAUGCUUCUCCUGACAGGUGGAUGCAUGCUUGGUGCUAACAUCAUGUAUGCAUCUAUCCGAUAUGGAUCACAACUCUAUAUCCCAUUCUCGGCUCAUCAUAUCUUGUAUUUCAGCUACGGUUGGUCGUUUUAUCUGUGCUUGGUGGCAGGUCUGGUAGCGGUGAUCCUUGCCUUAGGCUCUCACGUGCUUCACAUGUUCUUUCCCGGUGAACUGGAAGAAUUUUUCGGGUUGAAGGAAGAGUUCAAUAAAAACGGUCUUGAGUUCCAUGUUAGACCAAGAUCGGCAAAAACAUUAAAGGAAAACACUGUCAAACAUCUCGACAACAAUGAUAUAGGGAAGAAGCCGAGAAUGACCAGACGGAUGACAGUUUUUCGUGCAACAGCUCGACCCCAUGAAAAGGUUGCAUGGGAAUAAUUACACAUUUUCGACAUCAUCUUCGUGAUGGAAGUCCACGACUAUGUCAACACCGACCCCGUCACCGUUGAUGUACUGGUAAAUGCAUGCAUGUAGUCAUCAAAACAACAAGACUUUCAUGCACACUUCCAAAUGAUCAUCUGUGAAUCAUCCAAAUCAUCUCAAUAGUGAAUGUCAAUGAUUUAAUUGCUGCUUGAUGAGAAUGACGCGAUAGAUCUUAAAGGUCAAGUCCACCUCAGAAAAAUGUUGAUUUGAAUCAAUAGAGAAAAAUCAGACAAGC
Molecule: messenger RNA, 1637 nt
Organism: Lytechinus variegatus (green sea urchin)
Lineage: Eukaryota; Metazoa; Echinodermata; Echinoidea; Temnopleuroida; Toxopneustidae
Product: dual oxidase maturation factor 1-like
Exons: 10
Coding region: 254-1357 (367 amino acids)
Biological process (GO): protein transport
Cellular component (GO): endoplasmic reticulum membrane
Source: RefSeq, a predicted model, not a curated record